This is a messenger RNA of Porites lobata, 4352 nucleotides long. NCBI's taxonomy places the organism in Eukaryota, Metazoa, Cnidaria, Anthozoa, Scleractinia, Poritidae. The record is from the annotation of a GenBank genome assembly.
AGACAUGGACAUGAAAAAUACAUCUACACAAAGCUUGCUGAAUUAAAAGUAAACACUGUCGUCAAUGUGUAUGGUGUGGUUAAAUUUUUUAAGAGCCCUUUUAAGACCAAAGGCUCUGAUUUUGUGUGCACCUUGAGUUUAGUGGAUCCAUCACUGCCUUCUUUGGAUAGUUCUUUUAAAUGUGUAUUAUUUUCCAAGUCAAAGGAGGGCUUGCCUUUGGUCAAGGCUGUAGGAGAUGUAGUUCGUUUUCAGCAUCUUGGAGUUGGUCAUUAUCAGGGUGAGCUUCAGGGAAAAUUCACAGCAGAUUCUUCUUGGUAAGUUUUAAUUAACCACGGAUUUUGUUAUCUCUGCAUCCCGGGUCCCUGACGAAAAUAAUUCAAGAAAUGCAUCCCCAUAGUCCGAUGCAAAGAACAGUAACUAUUGAUCGAUUUGAAGAUUUUUUGGUAGAGUAUCCUGUUAUGUGAUUUCUGUGUCUGUUGUUCAAAGAUGCAUAUUUAUUUUAGUCUUUUUUGUGCUUUAAAUAUAUAGAAGGACUGUACUUUAAAUUUAAAACUGUGAUAACAAGAUUUGUCAUCCUUCGUUUUUCUUUUUUUUUUUUAACUGGGACUCAAUGGUUACGGACAGGGACUCACGAUUUUUCACAAGAUGAAUCCCAGGACUUGUAACAAAAUCACUGAUUAACCCUUCAAAUGCUAAGAGUGACCAUGAGCGGGAAUGAUAAUUCUUUUUUUAAUAUUCUUCCAGCAAUGUCCCUACAUCAUGAAAGGAAAGGUUAUCAGAAUUUACAGUAAAUGUUCACUUAAGGGAAAAAAUGCUUUUAUCUUUUAUCAAAAGAAAGAGGAUGGGAAAUUGGAUAGAGAUCACAGGAGUAUUAUUAAAAGGAAGGUGGGAAACACUUUCAUUUGGUCAGUGAUAAAAAGCUUGAUUGACUAGAACUGAUUACUUGUCUUGCUCUUUCACCCAUAUAUUUUUGUUCUUGUGCCGCCCACCCUCCCUCCCCUCCCCCUCCAUGUCCUCCCUCCCCUCCCUUCUCCAUUUCAAGCACUGGCCACUCAGCAGCAAGGGAAUUUUUAUUAUUGUUUUUUCAGGGUUGUGUUUGACAUAAACAGCUCAGACACGCCACAAGUGAGAGCAUCCUCAUUAAAGUCAUACAAUUUGACCGAUGAUGAAAAAAGUGUCCUCGAAGAACUACAGGCAUGGAGUGCACACAAGGAGGCUCUUAACAAAAAAUUCUCAAUCACCAAUCUGAAAGAUCUAAGUACCACUCACCAUUUCAUAAACUUACUUGCUCAAGUGGUAGCCAUAAGGUGGACAGAAAAAGGUGACAUAGUCUUGACAUUAUGGGAUGGAUCCCUUCCCACCUGCCAAUCAGUACUGGUUGAUCCAAUCAGUGAACAUGGGCAAGUCAUGUCUGAUAAACUCAUGCGUAAAGCAUCUAAGCGCUGCAUUGAUGUAAUUCUCUAUGACAACCAUGUCCGAAGCAUUGGUACAAAGGUCUGCCCUGGCGAUUUUGUUUGUAUCAGGAAUGUACAUGUUAAGGAGAGAACAGCUGACUGCAGCAUUACAGUACAUAAUCCUCAGGUAAUUUGUGGCAGUAAAAGGUACAAUUUACGUAACUCACCUAUUGAUGCAAGUGCAUUGGAUUCCCAUUGCCGAACGCAUUAAAUUUAUUAUUAUUAUUUUUUUAACCUUCAAAGGCCUUCAUGAGCUAUCCGCUUCCUACAUGAAAGAACUUCUAACUCUGUAUUGUCCUGCACACAUGCUUCAGUCAUCAUCUUCCUCACUUUUAGCCCGGACUGAUUAUAACAGUGAGGACCUGUGGUGCCAGGGCGUUUGCCAUCUCCGCCACUGAGCUUUGGAAUCAAUUACCUGAUGACAUUAAAUCUAUUGCCAAUUUAACAAUUUUUAAAUCAAAGCUUAAGACCUAUUUUGUUAAUAUCACUUUCAAGAAUUAAUUUUUGAUAAAUUUCAUUUUAUUCAUUUUUUUAAUUUUUUACAACGGAGUGAAUAUUGUGUAAAAAGCAUACAGCUUCUGUAUAUAAAGUGUUAUACAAAUGUACAAUUAUUAUUAUUAUUAUUAUUAUUAUUAUUAUUAUUACAAUUCACCUGUCUAUCUCUCUAACCUCUUGGCUAUUCAUCAUAGACAAGUGGAUUUUGUUGCUGGGCAAAUAAAUUUACAGCUCGGGUAAGGGUCUGGGCAAGUCAUCCUCUACCAAAAGAGAGCUUAAGCAACAACGAAGGCGAUGGCUACAAAAACGUCACUUAAAAAGUGAAUUCGUACCGCUUCAAACUUUAUCGCGCUUAUUCCAUCUCGUUUACUUCGUCAAAUGUUGGCAAAUGUUUUUGGAGUUGAAUUCUAAAGGACUGUAUCAAAGUUCAGGAAAAGAAAAGAAAGUUGUUGUCUUGUGUUCCCGUCCUCGAAAAAACUUGAAUUCAGGCACUUUCACGUUGUAGUCGGGCAACGACGGCAAAGAAAUGCACCAAAAAAGCGCGAUGCACGCGCAAAGUUGUUAUUUUGCUAAUCAAACCUAUUGCUUUUUUGCCGUUCUCGUUGCCGUCCGCGUCGUCGUUGCUUAAGCUCCCUAUUAAUAUCAUUGACUACUUGACGAGCGAGAAGUGGCCCCAGGCAAGCAAAAUGUAAGAGCUGCUUGCCCAAAGGACAAGAUGGAAAUCAAGUAUUUUUCGAGCCAUGCGAUCACCUACUCUUCUGUCAGUGCAGCGGUUUUCACUUAAACCUUUGGGUUAUGAAGCUAGAUUUACACAUACAUAAACCUCGCCCCAUCUACGAGUCUCCCGUCCAGACUCUAGCAUCAGUUAAAAGAACAAGCAUGGGAAAAUACUCUUCGAAGACAUACAAGUAAAUAACUACUCUAUUAAUUUUUUGGGCACUUCAAUGUCACGGUCUCUUUUUCCGAAUGUGGCCGCUUAAUAGAAGAUUGCGUUUUUGUGACUGCAUUAUUACAGUGCAUGUUAUUUUUAAGACUAUUUGCCAUUGUGAGUUUGAGGGUAAAAUGUCGUCGUAUUGUGGCCCGCGGGAGUUUAGAGAGCAUGCAAACUCAGCGUGGUCACUUGUUUGCAGACCUCGUACAUGUGCUUAACGUCAAUGCAAAAAUUGUCUUAUCCUGCGUAGCAAGCGUUUCCGCGCGAGUUCGUCCAGAAAGUUUUGCGCUCUCUCCAGCUUUUCGCGCAAUAAAUCGAUUGGAAGCGCUUGCAACGCAGUCUAAAACUCUCUAGGGUAUAAUUUUUACUCUUUUUUUUACAACUUUAAUCUCCUCUUCUAAUUUACCCUUAAAACGUGCGUUAAUCAAUGUAUUGCUGUCUUAUUUUACUUGCAGUUAGCAGAGUCACGUCCUCUUGUAAGCCUAGAAGUCCACACGGGUACCAUUUGUGGACGCGGUGUUGAAAUUGUUUUAGCCAACGACCCUCAAGUGACUUCAAGUGCAAUGAUGGCAUUCAUGACCAAAGCAGAGGAAUUAAUGAUACAGCAGGAGGAGAGUGAUGCUAUGGACACCUCUGAAAGUGAAGGGAACAAAAUAACGACGACACGGCCCUUGGAUCAGUGCUUUGAAGUACAGGAAAACAGUAGCGCCGGUGAAGAGAACUGUCAAGGUAUAGCCCCUGUUCACAAUAUUGAAAGCCAGGCUCUCCAAACUUCAAUGAAUCCACAACCUCUGGAUCAGUGUGGUGAAGUACAGCAAAAGUCUAGUAGCGCCGGUGAAGAGAGCUGUCAAAAUAUAGCCCCUGUUCAUAAUAUUGAAAGCCGGGCUCUUCAAACUUCAUGCACAAUAACCGAGCAUCCCUGUAUUCCAUUCAUGUCUAUACGGGACAUCAAAGCAUGCAAAACGGUUCCUAACAAAUUCCGCUGCAGAGUUAAAGCUGUGAUAUUCUUGCCAUCGGAAGUGAAAGACUUUGUGCGAAGGUGCUGCCAAUCUUGUAGAUGCAUGUAUAGAGAUUGCUCUGGCUCUUCCAGAGCGACUGGUGCUUCAGAAUCAUCUGUGCUAUGUACCAAAUGUAACCAAGAGACAACUCUAGUCUAUCUGUUUUCCUUUGUUAUUGAAGAUAAUUCGGGAGUUCUCCAGGCCAUGGUCUUCGACAAGGAUGCCGAGACUUUCUUUCCAAAUCUUCCUUCACCACAAGAUUUGGUAGAGCAGACUACUUCCCAGCAUCUUCUGAAAGAAUGGAUGUUAUCUAUGACCCAGAAUCUUGAAAACUCGCUUAAAAUUGUUGCACCUAACCAGUAUGACAUAAGACCGUGGCUAGAACUUUGUAUCUUAUCAUAUAUUCCUGAAAAUCAAGGUCAAGGAAAAGUCCUCUACCGGGUGUUUGAUUCCACAUUUGUUGGAGAUUCUUAG